UGAUCCGAAUUCCAUAAUCGGCCAUUGUGGCUGCGAAAUAAAUGUUGCGUCUUGACUUUGACCGACUGAGGCAGGCUGCUCACUCAAGUAUUCACGGAUUACGGUUGAGUCGGAGUCAUCCCUGAUACAGAUGCUCUGAGCGACCUUGGGGCAGCGAGGUGUGUGGGCACAGCGAGAAUAGGUGAGCACCUGAUUUGCCGACGGCUCAUGCAACGCUCACUGGUCCCAACUUGAACCUGGUCCCCGUAGAUCACCCAACCCACCAACAACUUGUAUUCGGUCUGCACAUUGGAUAUACCUGUUUGGCUUGUCUUCCCAGCUGUGGCUAGGGCUACAUCUAGACUUGAAGGAUGACAGGAAAAUCCGGUGCGCAACAAGCCGUCGGAAAGGGACAUGCACAAAACUCGACGCCUGUCUCACGAUCACCAUCCGCUACUUUACGACUAAACGAAUCCAAUACGUCCAACGACCUCCCACGAUGGAUACGACGCCUCUGGAUAGGCUCUGGCAUGAUUUGCGAUGUUCGUGCCAGAGCCCCGUACUACAUCAGUGAUUGGACAGACGCAUGGAACUACCGUGUCAUCCCUGCCAUUGUUCUCAUAUUCUUUGCCAAUGUCCUGCCAGGCAUCGCAUUCUCGCUAGAUCUCAUAGAAACUACCAAUCAGUAUGGCGUCUCGGAGGUUCUCUUGUCAUCCUUCAUGGCCGCCUUCAUAUUCUCCGUGUUCGGGGCGCAGCCGCUCUGCAUCGCAGGCGUAACCGGUCCGAUUACUGUACUCAACAAGACGAUCUACAACAUCAUUGAGCGGCAGCCCGAUGCACCCGACUACCUCCAAUUCGUUGGGUGGGUGUAUCUAUGGGGCGCCAUACUGCAUUGGAUCACAGCGGCAUUGAACUGUUGCAAUUUCCUGCGCUAUGUCACCCUCUUCCCAUGCGACACCUUCGGGUUCUACGUUGCAGGUCAUCACAAGGGAAUUUCCCCAGAAUCAUCUUCGCCCUCGGGUUCAUCUACCCUCGAUGGUGCCUUUGUAGGCGUCAUCCUGGCCUUGCUGAUGCUCGUGACAUCAUUUCUCUUCCGGUCUUUGUCACAGUCAGCUUACUUCCAUCGGCAUGUCCGUCGCUUCCUCGCCGACUAUGGAAUGCCCAUAUCAUUGGUUGCUGCAUCGGCAAUGGCCUACUGGGGUCGGUUCAACGCUGCAAACCCAAGCACGCUUCCUACCAGCAAAGCCUUCCAGCCUGCCAAUGGAAGAGAGUGGCUCGUGCGAUUUUGGCAGUUGGACGGCAAGUGGGUAGGAAUCGCCUUCCCCUUUGGCUUCGUUCUCUGGGUCCUGUUCUUCUUCGAUCAUAACGUAUCGUCUCUCAUGGCCCAGGGCACAGCUUUUCCUCUACGCAAACCCCCAGGGUUCCAUUACGACUUCUUCCUCCUUGGUAUCACGACGUUCAUCGCGGCACCGAUCCAUACUACGUCGCUGCUCAUCAUGGGAUAUCCAGAAAAAAAGGAAGUCGAUGAGGCGCACGAUGACGGGAGACCCCCAGAGCGGCGGACGCAAGAGAAACGCCGUUCAUCCGAUCACAACGAAGCGGAGCUGCAGCCCGUACGUACCCGCCACUCGUUUCUCGAGCCGGAAUUAGAGCCCGAUCCCACGCAAGUCCGGGAUGGCGAGGGCGACGCACGCAGGCACGAAGUCCCUAUCGCGGUGGUCGAACAACGCGUGUCGAACCUCGCCCAGGGCGCGCUGUGCCUUGUCCUGCUGACACGUCCAUUCCUGCACGUCCUCCAUCUGAUUCCGCGCGGUGUAUUGGCGGGCCUUUUCUGGUAUAUGGGCCUGGACGCGCUGCAAGGUAAUGGGAUCACGCAGCGCCUCCUGUACUUCUUCCGGGACAAGGCUCUCACUCCGGCGGACGAGCCUUUGCGCAAGGUUCGCAAGUCGCGAAUCCUGCUGUUCGUCGCCGUGCAGUUGGCAGGCUUCGGCGCGACGUUCGCUGUUACGCAGACCAUUGCGGCGAUUGGUUUCCCCAUCAUCAUCAUGCUGCUGAUUCCGUUGCGCACGUUGGUCAUUCCUCGCCUUCCAUUCACCGAGGAGGAAUUGGCUAUCCUGGACGGGCCUACGGCAUCACCAUUCGUGAGUGAUGAUAUACAACGCCUACGCUCGACAUCUGUGCCUGACGUCUUGUGUAGACCAUGGCUUCUGUGGGAGGCGUAAGAUGAUGUGUAGAAAAGCAAGCAAUAUACGCCUUGCAAUGAAUGCAUUUCACGGGUCGCCGUUGUGACGUCUGGGCGUUCGUUAUGACUGCAGCGAUGAGCUGGACCGAGUAUGAAGUUUAACCCAUUAGCGCUUACUUGAAUGUGAGCGCGCAUGGAUCCCCCAGAUGCGAUGGCAUGUAUGUCCGUGUGUUGUCUGUGGAUCUUGAAACGGAUACACCUCUU
This is a messenger RNA of Fomitopsis serialis, 2425 nucleotides long. RefSeq names its product anion exchanging protein. The record is from RefSeq and is a predicted model, not a curated record. Bases 351 to 2201 code for a protein of 616 amino acids. Gene Ontology annotation, biological process: borate transport; monoatomic ion homeostasis; monoatomic anion transport. Gene Ontology annotation, cellular component: plasma membrane; fungal-type vacuole. The transcript is spliced from 9 exons. Lineage: Eukaryota; Fungi; Basidiomycota; Agaricomycetes; Polyporales; Fomitopsidaceae. Gene Ontology annotation, molecular function: borate efflux transmembrane transporter activity; solute:inorganic anion antiporter activity.